Quercus lobata is the source of this 2629-nucleotide messenger RNA. RefSeq names its product transducin family protein / WD-40 repeat family protein. The record is from RefSeq and is a predicted model, not a curated record. The transcript has 6 exons. Lineage: Eukaryota; Viridiplantae; Streptophyta; Magnoliopsida; Fagales; Fagaceae. Gene Ontology annotation, molecular function: actin filament binding. Bases 171 to 2003 code for a protein of 610 amino acids. Gene Ontology annotation, biological process: actin filament depolymerization. Gene Ontology annotation, cellular component: cortical actin cytoskeleton.
UUCUCCCCCCCCCCCCCCCCCCCCACACACACACUCUAACCAUUCUCCAUCAUCAUUCAUUCCUACUUCGUGCACUCCACUUUCCCAAAUUAUAUAACCCAAAACUUUUCAAAUUCCGCACUUUCCAGUCUCUUUUUCUCAACCCCAAAAGAAAAAAGAAGGAAAAAAAAAUGUCCCAACUCGCAGAGACUUACGCGUGUGUUCCCACGACGGAGCGCGGCCGAGGAAUUCUAAUCUCCGGCAACCCCAAAUCCAAUACCAUUACAUACACCAAUGGCAGAUCCGUAAUUAUGAUCAACCUCGACAACCCACUCGACGUGUCGGUCUACGCCGAGCACGCUUACCCUGCCACCGUGGCACGGUACUCUCCCAACGGCGAGUGGAUCGCCUCUGCUGACGUGUCCGGCACAGUCCGGAUCUGGGGGACCCGAAACGAGUUCGUUUUGAAGAAAGAGUUCAAAGUCCUUUCGGGUCGGAUCGACGAUCUUCAAUGGUCACCCGAUGGGAUGAGAAUCGUGGCUUGCGGCGAUGGCAAGGGCAAGUCCUUAGUUCGCGCUUUCAUGUGGGAUUCAGGGACGAAUGUUGGGGAGUUUGAUGGGCAUUCAAGAAGAGUGUUAAGCUGUGCGUUUAAGCCGACCAGGCCGUUUCGGAUCGUCACGUGUGGAGAGGAUUUCCUCGUUAAUUUCUACGAAGGACCGCCUUUCAAAUUCAAGCUAUCUCACAGGGAUCAUUCAAAUUUUGUUAAUUGUGUAAGAUUUUCUCCAGAUGGCAGUAAGUUCAUCAGUGUAAGCUCUGAUAAGAAAGGUUUAAUAUAUGAUGCAAAAACUGCAGAGAAGAUGGGAGAGCUAUCCUCUGAAGAUGGCCACAAGGGCAGCAUUUAUGCUGUUAGUUGGAGUCCUGAUGGCAAACAGGUGCUGACUGCGUCUGCUGACAAGUCGGCAAAGGUAUGGGAGAUAUCUGAGGAUGGUAAUGGGAAGGUGAAGAAAACUUUGGCUAGUCCUGGUUCUGGUGGAGUGGAUGACAUGCUAGUUGGUUGUCUCUGGCAGAAUGAUCAUCUUGUGACAGUAUCUCUUGGUGGUACAAUUAGCUUAUUCUCAGCAACUGAUCUUGAUAAAGCCCCACUACUAUUGUCUGGACACAUGAAAAAUGUUACAUCAUUAGCUGUUCUCAAAAGUGACCCGAAAAUGAUAUGGUCGACUAGCUAUGAUGGUUUAAUAAUAAAAUGGAUUCAAGGUAUUGGAUAUAGUGGCAGACUACAGAGGAAAGAGAAUUCUCAAAUAAAAUGUUUUGCAGCUGUUGAAGAAGAGAUUGUAACAUCUGGAUUUGACAAUAAGAUAUGGAGAAUUUCAGUGCAUGGGGACCAAUGUGGAGAUGCAGACUCAGUUGAUAUUGGCAGUCAACCAAAAGACUUGAACCUUGCCCUCCUCUCUCCUGAUCUUGCUUUGGUUUCAACUGAUUCUGGAGUUGUCCUGCUCCGUGGUGCAAAGAUUGUGUCCACUAUUAACCUUGGGUUUACUGUGACAGCAUCUGCAAUUUCACCUGAUGGAACUGAAGCAAUUGUCGGUGGGCAGGAUGGUAAAUUGCACAUAUAUUCUGUCACAGGUGAUACACUUAAUGAAGAAGCAGUCCUUGAGAAACAUCGGGGUGCCAUUAGUGUCAUAUGUUACUCUCCAGAUGUUUCCAUGUUUGCAUCAGGGGAUGUCAAUCGAGAGGCUGUUGUUUGGGAUCGUGACUCCCGAGAGGUGAAGCUUAAGAACAUGUUGUACCACACUGCUCGCAUAAACUGCCUUGCUUGGUCUCCUGAUAGCAGCAUGAUUGCUACUGGAUCACUCGACACGUGUGUAAUCAUAUAUGAAGUUGACAAGCCAGCAUCUAGCCGUUUAACAAUAAAGGGUGCUCACCUGGGUGGGGUCUAUGGAUUAGCUUUCACUGAUCAGUACAGUGUUGUGAGCUCUGGUGAGGAUGCUUGUGUUCGUGUUUGGAAGUUAACCCCACAAUCAUAAAGAUAUAUGGAGGCUAUCAAGGUCAAAAACAUGAAUUUUUCUAUGAAUUGGGUUUUGUUUGUUAUGGGUUUGGCUUGCAAUGAGGGAGAACAGAAUAAUCCUCUCUUGACUAGGAAUUUGGGAGCAUCAAUAGGGCUUAGUGGGCCUUUUGAUUUUCUGAUUUGUCACGAUUGGUCAAGGGCAAUGACCUAGCUACUUGGAGUUCUUAGUGUUUUUGUCGCUAGUGAUGAAAAUUAGGUGAUUCUGUAUAGUGCAUUUUGAACAUAAAUCAUCAGUCUAAAGGUCUCAACCAAUUGUUUAGUCAUUGACCUACAAUGUCUCAAUAUUGAAGGCGAUCCCAUCUUGAUAAUGGGAAUUAAUUUGUUGGAUGUUCUGGAGACCAAACUGAAUUUCAGCAUAUCUUUUCCCAUCUGCUUGGGGUUUCUUGUAAGACAUUUUUGUGCCUGUUUCUUUUGCAUGGUGUGAUUUUUAUUUAUUUUUGGUGGUAAUGGUACCAAGGGGGAAAGUUGGAUUUGAAUUAGUGUUCUCUUUUUUCUUUUUUUGUGGACCUCUGAAAGUGAUAGAAAGGCCACUGGUGUAAUGUAAUGUUGUGUAGUUUUUCAAUCUUAUAUUAUUGCUUAUUUUUC